AUGGGAGACGAGACCGCACCCGAGCCUUACAGGCUGCCAGAAAACCCGACCUACGGAUUCGUAGGCAUCGGCGUCAUGGGAUAUGGCAUGGCGACCAAUCUCCGCGCCAAGAUACCUCAAACGGCCAAGUUCGUCCUCUGUGAGAUCAACGAAGCGAGAAGGGACCAGUUCGUCAAGGAAUGCAACCUGCCUGUAGAAGUGGCGCAUUCGCCGAAAGAGGUCGCAGAGAAGGCUGAUAUCAUUAUAACCAUGCUACCGCGCGCACCGCACGUCCAUGAAGUCUUCACAAACCCAGAAACAGGCUUCCUCUCCGCCCUUCCCCCCGCUACCGCCACCCCUCCGAAAUUGUUUCUGGAAUGCUCGUCCAUUGAAGUGUCCACGUCCACUUCUCUGGCGCGUCAAAUCCACUCCCAGAAUCUGGGUGUGUUUGUCGACGCGCCCGUCUCGGGUGGCCCGCAGGGUUCCAACGCCGGUACAUUGACAUUCAUGGUCGGGACUCCCAGCGCGGCGAUGUUCGACGUGGUGAAACCGAUCCUGGCGAUGAUGGGCAAGGAGGAGAACAUCUACCAGUGCGGAGGCCUGGGCGCUGGGCUGGCGACGAAGCAGUUGAACAACUAUCUAGGUUACGUUGGGUACUUGGGACUUUGCGAGGUCAUGAAUGCCGGCUUGUUGUACGGUCUGGACCCGAAGAUCCUGUCGAACGUGAUAAAUGCAUCCUCCGGCAUGAACUGGAACAGUCUCCACCACAACCCGGUGAAAGGCGUAAAUCCCAAUGCCUCCUCCGCGCGGGAUUUCAAAGGCGGCUUCACGACAGAGCUGGCCGGCGGGGUCAUCGACGACGCCGUGUCCCUGAUGGAUUCCGUGGGCGCCGAAACCGUCCUGGCGGAGCGCGUGAAGAAAGUGUUUGACGAGGCACGGAAGAAUGACAAGUGUAAAGGGAUGGAGGCACGGAGUGUUUGGAAGUUGUUCGCCGAGGAUGGGGGACGAGAUGUGAGGGAUCUGUAA
Cladophialophora yegresii CBS 114405 is the source of this 1005-nucleotide messenger RNA. RefSeq lists its product as uncharacterized. Gene Ontology annotation, molecular function: NAD binding; NADP binding; 3-hydroxyisobutyrate dehydrogenase activity. Gene Ontology annotation, cellular component: mitochondrion. The transcript is spliced from 4 exons. The coding region runs from base 1 to 1005 and encodes 334 amino acids. Gene Ontology annotation, biological process: L-valine catabolic process. NCBI's taxonomy places the organism in Eukaryota, Fungi, Ascomycota, Eurotiomycetes, Chaetothyriales, Herpotrichiellaceae. The record is from RefSeq and is a predicted model, not a curated record.